Messenger RNA from Stegodyphus dumicola, 408 nucleotides. RefSeq lists its product as uncharacterized. NCBI's taxonomy places the organism in Eukaryota, Metazoa, Arthropoda, Arachnida, Araneae, Eresidae. The record is from RefSeq and is a predicted model, not a curated record.
AUGAAAUGGAAAAAUGAUGCAAAUCGUUUAACAGAAGUAAAAAUUCCCCGACAGAUGAUGCUUAAUAUUGAUUCUGAAUUGAAAUUAUCCUUUCAUAUAUUUUGUGAUGCAUCCCGAAUGGCAUAUGCAACCUGCUUUUAUUUAAGAAAUGAAAAUGAAAAUGAAGUUUCUUGUCGUUUAGUUCAAGCACGAUCUAGAGUUGCUCCUCUAAAACCCACAUCAGUUUGUAGACUAGAAUUAUUAGCUAGUGUUGUUGGUGCAAGAUUAAUGAAAUCUAUAAAACAAGAUUUGAAGGAAGAAAAUAUGCCUACGUUUUAUUAUUGGACAGAUUCAAGGAACACAUUGUACUGGAUUAAGAAUGAAGAAAAUUGGGGUGUAUUUGUUAUGAAUAGAGUGAAAGAAAUAUGA